UUCACUGCCGCCUUGCCGCCUUCCCCUUCCUGCUAUGGGUGCUGUGGGUCCGGCUCUGCUGCACUUGCAAAACGAAAGCACUGACGAAGUGACGCGCCGUCUCCCAUCCUUGCAGCCCCUGGCAGCAUGUGCGCACAGGGCACUGGGUAGAUACCAGACACACUGGAACCCCCUCCCAUUGCUGCUCACACCCCAUUGAUGCCCUGCCUCUGCCCCAUCCCGUGCUGGGGAUUUCCUUAAGCAGGAAGCAACCUGCAGGGAUAGCACAGAUCGGUGCAGGGUCAGGUAAGGGAUGCUCCCCAGUAGGGACACAGGGACAUGGGGGAAUGGGGAAGUGGGGAUGUGGGGAUAUGGAGAUGUGGGGGUGGUGCAGCUGUGGCUUAAGGCAAUGGCUUUGGGUUUCCAAGGGGGUUUCCAUGGGGCCCUGCAAGCCGAGUGGGAUCCAGGGUGAAGGGCAGGGUGCUGGGAUGCAGACACCCAUCCCAGCAUAAGUGGAACUGUCAAGGAGGGGAGGGGAGGGAAGGGGAGGCCUCUGUGAGGGGCCGGGCAAGGGACGGCCCCAGGCGCACCCGUCAUGCCUUACUGGAAACAUCUGGCGAGCCUGGGCUGCGGGGGCGAGUGCUGGCUGCACACACAUGUGCACCCAUGCACAUGGAGAGAUUUGUCAGUAGAUACAUGCAUGCACACUCAUGUGCUUCUACACACACACAUAUAUAUAAGGCACAGAGGUUUGCAGAAGCACACUUAAGUAUGCAUGCAUCCAGAUGCGUGUACACUCAUGCACACAUAAGUACACAUGUACAGAUGUGCACACACAAUUGCUGCAUGGACAUAUGCAUGGACACUCACAAAAGGGACACAUGUGCACAUGUAUGUGCACACACACAUCUGUACCACGGUCACGUUACUCGCACACAUCCCUGCCAGCUCCCACGACCAUUCCCAAGUGCCAUCAUUGUGCCGUGCCCUGGCAGUGUGGGAUCCACUGUGUGCAGCAUUCCCGGUGUGCUGUGCUGUGCUGCGGCUGGGUGUGAACAGACGCAUGUGUGUGCAUGCCCCAUCUCAGGAUGCCUGCGCUUGUGUGGCCCACACAUGCCCACGUUUGCAUGUGUGAGCCUGCGUGGGGCCCACGAGCCUGUGGGCUGCAUGUGCAUGCGUGUGCAUGCUUCUACAUGUAUGUGCAUUGUUAUGCACGGGCGUGCACUCGUGUUUGUGCGUGCCCGGUGCCCCCGCUGCCCCCGGUGCCGGUACCGGAGCAAACCGCUGGGGAGCGCGGAGGCGCCGGGAGGCGGAGCGCGGCGGCGGGGGCGAGAGGCGGUGCCAGCCCCCACCGACCUCCAAACUUUCAUUAACUCGGCAGCACCGGCGGUGGCAGUGGGCACUGGGCCUGGCGUUCACCGGUAUCGGUACCGGCUACGGACCGGGCGCGGCGCGGCGGCGCCUCAGUGGGCCCACCCGGUGCGGCGGGAGGGGCCGGGCGGCGGCAUGGGCACGCUUGCUCUGACAGUGGAUUGAAGCGUGCAAGUGCCAGCGUGACGGAAAGACGGCGACCCCGCAGCGGGCAGCUGGCAUUGCGCUCCAGCCUCCAGGGAUGGCCGAGAAGUGCAGCGAGGGGCUGCUGAACGGCGCCGUGCCCGGGGAGCGCAGUAAGCAGGACAAGAGCGUCAAACGUGGCAACUGGGGCAACCAGAUCGAGUUUGUGCUGACCAGCGUGGGCUACGCCGUGGGGCUGGGCAACGUCUGGCGUUUCCCGUACCUCUGCUACCGUAAUGGGGGAGGUGCCUUCAUGUUCCCCUACUUCAUCAUGCUGGUGUUCUGCGGCAUCCCUCUCUUCUUCAUGGAGCUUUCCUUCGGGCAGUUCGCCAGCCAGGGCUGCCUCGGCGUCUGGAGGGUCAGCCCCAUGUUCAAAGGCGUGGGCUACGGGAUGAUGGUGGUGUCCACAUACAUCGGGAUCUACUACAACGUGGUGAUCUGUAUUGCCUUCUACUACUUCUUUGUGUCCAUGACGCGUGUGCUGCCCUGGACGUACUGCAGCAACGCCUGGAACACGCCCGACUGCGUGGGGGUGUUGGAUGGGAACCUCUCCAGCCAUGCUGCUGUCAACCUCACCCGCCUCUUCAAUGCUACCCAGAAGCGCACCAGCCCCAGCAAGGAGUACUGGAGGAGGUACGUGCUCAACCUCUCAGAUGACAUCGGGAACCUGGGCGAGGUGCGGCUGCCCCUCCUGGGCUGCCUCGGCGUCUCAUGGGUCGUCGUCUUCCUCUGCCUCAUCAAAGGCGUCAAGUCCUCGGGAAAGGUGGUGUACUUCACGGCCACUUUCCCCUAUGUGGUGCUCACCAUCCUCUUCGUGCGCGGCAUCACGCUGGAAGGGGCCCUCACUGGCAUCAUGUACUACCUGACCCCACAGUGGGACAAGAUCCUCGAUGCCAAGGUGUGGGGUGACGCAGCCUCGCAGAUCUUCUACUCGCUGGGCUGCGCCUGGGGUGGGCUCAUCACCAUGGCAUCCUACAACAAGUUCCACAACAACUGCUACCGGGACAGCAUCAUCAUCAGCAUCACCAACUGCGCCACCAGCGUCUAUGCCGGCUUUGUCAUCUUCUCCAUCCUGGGCUUCAUGGCCAACCACCUGGGCGUGGACAUCUCCAAGGUGGCCGACCAUGGCCCCGGCUUGGCCUUCGUCGCCUAUCCUGAGGCCCUCACCCUACUGCCUAUCUCUCCACUCUGGUCCAUCCUCUUCUUUUUCAUGCUCAUCCUCCUGGGGCUGGGCACACAGUUCUGCCUACUGGAGACACUGGUCACGGCCAUUGUGGAUGAGGUGGGCAAUGAGUGGAUCAUCCGCAGGAAGACCUUUGUGACACUGGGGGUGGCUGUGGCAGGCUUCCUGCUAGGCAUCCCACUCACCACACAGGCGGGCAUCUACUGGCUGCUGUUGAUGGACAACUAUGCUGCCAGCUUCUCCCUGGUUGUCAUCUCUUGCAUCAUGUGUGUUGCCAUCAUGUACAUCUACGGGCACCGCAACUACUUUAAGGACAUCGAGAUGAUGCUAGGCUUCCCGCCGCCACUCUUCUUCCAGAUCUGCUGGCGCUUCAUCUCCCCUGCCAUCAUCUUUUUCAUCCUGGUCUUCACAGUGAUCCAGUACCGACCCAUCUCCUACAAUGAGUACGUCUACCCUACCUGGGCCAUCAGCAUCGGUUUCCUCAUGGCGCUCUCCUCUGUCAUCUGCAUCCCCAUCUAUGCCAUCUACAAAGUGUGCCACUCUGAGGGGGACACGCUACUGGAGCGCUUGAAAAACGCAACCAAGGCAAGCAAGGACUGGGGCCCGGCGCUGGCAGAGCACCGCAGCGGGCGCUACGCCCCAGCAUUCAGCCCCUCCACCGAGUCCCACCUGGAGGUGCAGCCCCUGCACCCGGAGAAAGCACGGAACGAGGCCGCGGCUGCGUCCCCUGCUCAGGGCAGCAACGGCUCGGCUCACAGCCAGGACUCCAGACUGUGACCCCCCGCCGUCCCCGCACCCCUCUAACCCCUCCCGCGCGGUGACACUUUCGCACCUUCCGCUGGCGGAGCCUGGCUCCAGGCCGCACCGGAUGGCGGGGGGCUCUCAGCGACCGUCCCCGAGACCCCCGACCUCCUCUCUGGUUAACCCCCUCCCCUCUGUGGCGUUUGUUAACCCCCAUGUUUACGGUAACCUUCAUGUGCGAUGCUGGGACAAGAGAGGAGAGGGCACAGCCCUGGGAGGGCCGGGAGCCAGAGGCACUUUGCAGGGGACCGGUACCCUCAAGGCCGCACAGGUGGAGAGGGCAUCAGGUGGGAGUGGGGACACUGUGGGGGCAUUGUGCCUGGGACAGGACAUGAAUCUCCUGGGCCUGGUCCCACAGGGCCAUGGUGGCAGGGGGUGACGUGGCAGGGAUCCCCCAGCAGUGCAUGGAGCACAGGGGGGAAUGGGGUGAGCACGCUGCCUGCACCAGCAGCACACGGUACAAGCACUUAGGCACGCGUGCGUGAGGGUGAGCGCACACCCCACGCACAUGGGCACGCACACUCAGUACCUGCAGCUGUGCAGGAGGCACACUGUGCAUUGCGCACGCACACAGUGUGCACAACCCCGUCCAUGCAGCACACCCCGUGCUGGGGGCUGCAGUUGUCCCAGCAAAGCUGGGAGCAGCCGUGGGCAGCGUGGGUGCCUGGUGGCCCCGCUGCCUGGCACGUGUUGGGGACCUUCCAUGGUGCUAAGGGGGAGCAGGGUGGAUUGGCCCUCAGCUGCUGCUAGCAAGAGGUACCAGGGGAGGUGUGGAGGGCUGAGCCAGCCCACUCGCUCCGAGCCAUCUUUUGGGUACACUUUGUCCCCAACCAGUAUUAGUGGAGCAGGAUGCGCUGGGAAGGCCAGGCGAUUUUCAAUCUGUCUUCCAACUACAGCCAACGUGCUGUAGCUCUGGGUUUGGGGGAGGAUGGGACCCUUCCCACCCCAGCCGCUCCCCUGCCAGCCAGCACCGUGCUCCCUGUGCCCUGAGACUUGCACAGGGAUUCAGCAUGGUGGGGAUACGGCGAGGGGCAGCAGGGCGCUGAGCCCCGGCAAGGAUGUUCCAGCUCCCGUGGCCCCGACCCGAGCUCCCCCGUCAGGUGUGGCGGAGAGGCGCGGUUUCCUGCAUGGUGCCCAUGCCCUGCCCCAUGUGUCACGACGCUACUGUUCACCUCUAAUUGUUAGCAAUAACGCGUGCGUCCCUGGGUAGCGCUGCCUGUGCCAGUGUCUCUCCCGGUGUAGACUUCUAAAGUAUCCUAGAUUUUAAUGAGAUUUAUAUUCCUGUGUCCGUGUCCUGCUGUGCCCUUUCUUGGGGACCCGGGGAGGGAGAUAGUAGGAGCAGGAGAUCACCUCCCUUAGGUGCACCUUUUCCUCCUUGGGUGGCUGACACCGAGCAGCCAAGAUGGGUAGCAGAGCCCUCUGCAGGACAGGUGAUACCAGGGCUGACCAAGUAGGGACCAGCUCUGAGGGUUGGGAGAGCAGAAGGUGGGACCUUGUCCUGCAGCCCCUGGUUUGAGGGAUGCAGGGGCUGUACCCGCUUUGACUUGCAGCUAGAUGCUGUGAUCUUCCACCUCCUUGCCCAGCAAGCACCACACGGCCAGCCAGGUGCUCUGCCUGGUGCAUGUGCAUCUCCAGCAGAUGCAUGGCAUACCCAUCUCACCAGCUGACAGAAACUACCCUUUCCCCAUGGUGAUCUCCCACUAGGAAUCCUGUGAACUUUUGAAAUUUUUAUUAAAUACAAAAACCCA
Phasianus colchicus (ring-necked pheasant) is the source of this 5265-nucleotide messenger RNA. It is a transcript of the gene SLC6A9, whose product is annotated as solute carrier family 6 member 9. Gene Ontology annotation, molecular function: amino acid:sodium symporter activity. The record is from RefSeq and is a predicted model, not a curated record. NCBI's taxonomy places the organism in Eukaryota, Metazoa, Chordata, Aves, Galliformes, Phasianidae. Gene Ontology annotation, biological process: neurotransmitter transport; amino acid import across plasma membrane; nitrogen compound transport. Gene Ontology annotation, cellular component: plasma membrane.